This is a messenger RNA of Prunus armeniaca (apricot), 738 nucleotides long. Lineage: Eukaryota; Viridiplantae; Streptophyta; Magnoliopsida; Rosales; Rosaceae. The record is from the annotation of a GenBank genome assembly.
AUGGGAAGGCAACCUUGUUGUGACAAGCUUGGUGUGAAGAAAGGGCCAUGGACUGCUGAGGAGGACAAGAAAUUGGUGAAUUUUCUCCUCGCACAUGGCCAAUGCUGUUGGCGAGCAGUCCCCAAGCUCGCCGGCCUCAGGCGCUGCGGCAAGAGCUGCCGCCUCCGGUGGACUAACUACCUCCGGCCUGACUUGAAAAGAGGCCUCCUUAAUGAAGCUGAGGAGCAACUUGUCAUUGACCUCCACUCCCGUCUUGGCAAUAGGUGGUCAAAAAUUGCGGCAGGAUUGCCUGGAAGAACUGACAAUGAGAUCAAGAACCACUGGAACACACACAUAAAGAAGAAGCUUAUCAAGAUGGGCAUUGAUCCAAUCACCCAUGAACCUCUCCGCAAGCAAGUCACUCCACCAGAAAUGCCUUGUAAACCAAACAAUCCACCUGCAGAUUUAGACAUGAAUCAGCAGAACGUGAAUAUCCCAGAACAUGGAAUCUCUUCUGCAGCUGAAAGUUCCUCAAGCAAUGAAUCCCAGCCAUUGGAGCCUAACCUAAAGAGUGAAGAUGACCCGUUGAUGAGCUACAUAUUAUCCGACACAUUCCUGGAAGAUUUGACAUGGGAUUUUUCAGCCUCAUCAGAAGAUAGCUCACCAGCUGAUAAUCCGGCGGAGGAUAAUAGCUUAGCAUGGUUCUUGGAGUGUAAGGAUUUUGGAGUUGAAGAUUUCGAGCUCGGGUAUAUCAAUUAG